Molecule: messenger RNA, 1933 nt
Organism: Neoarius graeffei (lesser salmon catfish)
Lineage: Eukaryota; Metazoa; Chordata; Actinopteri; Siluriformes; Ariidae
Exons: 8
Coding region: 7-801 (264 amino acids)
Biological process (GO): iron-sulfur cluster assembly
Cellular component (GO): mitochondrion
Molecular function (GO): iron ion binding; iron-sulfur cluster binding
Source: RefSeq, a predicted model, not a curated record
GUCAACAUGGCGGCGGUGUGUCUCAGCAGGAGGGCUCUCCGCAGCCUCUUCGGGUUGCGGGAGUUUUCACGUUCAGUUAGGUUUUCAGUGAAGGAUAGAAGUCUGUGCUGCUCUCUGUGGUCUGUCCAAAAACACCGUAUACAAGCUCAAGAGUCACAGAAGAAACUAUUCUCAGUACGAUGGCUGUCAGUUUUCACAGAAAACACACCAAACCCCAGGAGUUUAAAGUUCCUUCCUGGGAAGCCUGUGUUGGGAACAGGAACUCUGGACUUCCCAACUUCAAGUUCUGCAGAGUGUUCUUCUUUAGCCAGGAAUCUUUUUCAGGUCGAAGGGGUGAAAAGUGUGUUUUUUGGCCCUGAUUUCAUCACACUUACAAAGAUGGAUGAUGAUGUUGAGUGGGUAGACAUUAAACGGCAUGCGAUUGAGAUCAUCACAAAGUUCUUUGAAAGUGGAGAACCUGUAACAACAGGAGUAACACAUCCAGAGAGCAAUGUGUCAGAGGAUGAUGAUGAGAUUGUCUCAAUGAUUAAAGAGCUUUUAGACACUCGAAUCAGACCGACUGUACAGGAGGAUGGUGGUGAUGUCAUCUUUAAAGGUUUUGAGGAUGGCACAGUGAAGCUGAAGCUUGUUGGCUCUUGCACAGGCUGUCCCAGUUCCACAGUUACUCUGAAAAAUGGUAUUCGGAACAUGCUGCAGUUUUACAUUCCAGAGGUGGAUGAUGUUGAACAGGUGGAGGAUGAAGUGGAUGAAAUCAGUAUGAAGGUGUUUUCAGAACUAGAGAGAAAAUUAAAAGAUUCGUAGCUAUGAGGUUAGCCUGUUUUGAUGACCUGCAGAGUUUGGGCUUAUCCAUAGAGGAAGAUCACUGACCAGUGGCCAUUGUACACAGCUGUAAUAGACCUAAAAAUGACUCAUUGUACUUUAUCCUGGUAAGAGUAGCAGUGGAUUUGGAAACUACCCUCGGAACCCCAGGCGUGAGGUGAGAAUCCAUCCUGGGUGGCAUGCUAGUCUCUCACAGCGCACUCACUCAUUCAGUCACACUUUUUGUGCAAUUUAGAGUGAAUGAACAAGCAGGUAUAUAAUAAUAUACAAUAGGUCAAAACUUUAUCGUAAUCCUAUUAUAAUAAGAAUAUUAAACUAGUUUAUAAAAUACGCAUUAUAAAAAUGUCAAAUGCUUUUCAUUUUGUAUUUUUUAAUAAACUAUACUACAGGUUCUCUCUUACUUUAAUUCAGCACACCCGUGGUUUUACCCUACAUUGUCUAUCAUUUAAUACAGGAUUUGAAGAUGGGGCUAAAUACUUUCAUGCUGAAUAGAACUGUGAAUAAAGUAAAAGCCUGAAUUAUCCACUAAAUAUCACAAGGCAAAUAUGAUUCUGGUGUUGCUUGGAGUACUUUGCAAUCUAUUCACAAUUAACAAAGCUCAACAAAACUUUCGCUCUGCUUUAGUGUAGUAUUGUAAAUUUAGCUUUGACCCUGAAUCUAGGUGACUGUUUUGCAUGUUCUUCCUAUGUUCAAAUGGGUCAAGUAUGGUGCCUUGUGAUCCAGGAUGGAUUACUACCUCACAUUCAGUGUUCUGGCUUUGGAUUCACCAUGACCCUGACCAGAAUAAAACUGUUAUUGAAGAGAAAUGAGUGAAUCAAUGUGUCUUUUGCCAAGUAGUAGGAUUUAUCUCUUUCCAGUUCGGAUGUCCUUUGAAAACAUGGGUGUUGGUGGCAGUUAGAAGCCAAAAUGCAGUUGUGUGUGGUUUUUUUUUUUUUUAAACACAGGAGUGCAGCCUUUUAAGUGCUGGCUCUUCUUCAGGUCAUGUGAAAUACACAACAAAUGAAACGUUUCAGAGGGAUGGUGAAAAGUGAUUGUUCCUUUACAGUCCAAGUUUGUUGCUCUUUGUAUAAAUGGUGAAUUAAAACCAAACUAUUGCUGGUAUUAACCUGAUAAA